Vitis vinifera (wine grape) is the source of this 1008-nucleotide messenger RNA. RefSeq names its product auxin-responsive protein SAUR50. Gene Ontology annotation, biological process: response to auxin. The record is from RefSeq and is a predicted model, not a curated record. The coding region runs from base 365 to 775 and encodes 136 amino acids. Lineage: Eukaryota; Viridiplantae; Streptophyta; Magnoliopsida; Vitales; Vitaceae. The transcript has a single exon.
AACACAGAUGGGCAUGUUGGGAACUGUACGUAAAUGAAGCGUUAUUGUUGUGCCAUUGAGUGUUAUUUUCAAGACCCAAAUCAGUUAAAAGGGCACAUGGCAAAUGGCAAAUGGUCGAUUCUGGACACUUUCUCUACAGUUACUAAUUUUCACGUCUUUGGAAGCACCCUCCCAUAUUUGGGUCACUUCCCCCGAAAGGCUAAAAGAUAUGAACCACUAUGGCGUGGCUGGGUGGUUGUGAUUCAUAACUGCACGAAAAGUAGAGGAUACGAAUGUACAACAUCUUGAUCAUCUUGAUUUAAGCAGAUUAAAAAUAAGUUCACUCCCAACUCAGAAGACGAGAACACCUCUAGUCUCUUCAUUCAUGGCCUCUCAUACAGAGUGUGUGAGAUGUAACAUCUCUAACAUUGUGAAGCUCAGAAGGACUUGCAUGUGGCGGAAACCGGGCAGUGGUGGUGGAAAGAAACCGCCCCGAGAUGUUCCGCCAGGCCACGUAGCAGUGACAGUAGGCGAAGCUAGGAGGAGGUUUGUUAUAAGGGCUGACUACUUGAACCACCCACUUCUCCAGCAGCUGCUAGACCAGGCUUAUGAAGAGUACGGUCAGAGUAAGGAGGGUCCUCUGGCUAUACCCUGUGAUGAGUUUCUAUUCCAGAAUAUCAUCCAUUCCCUUGCAAGCCAGUUCUCUUGCAAUGUGAACGAGAAGAAGUUGGUGCUGAGCUUGUGGAAGGACUCCGGACCACUACUCAACGGCUUUUCAAGAGGAUCAACGUGCUAGGACUACAGCUCCGAUGGUAUUGUCUACCAAUAUGGCAUUCUCUCCCAGGGAAUAAUCAAAUUCACAUAUUUUCCACUAGUAAACAUUGAGGUCUAAACUUUAGAUUUAAUCUCAUCAAGUCCUUGGCUGGCUUAUUUAACAAAGCAUAAAAUUUAUCUCAUCACUCAUCCAUAAGUGAGUACAUCCAAAUGAGAACUUGUGAUAUCUACUAGUUUUCUAAUCCAAGAGCCUAA